UGCAAAUAUGGCAGCCACCAUGAAUCGAAUUUUGUUAGUUUUGUUUAUUUAUACAACAACAACGUUAAAUCUAAAAAUUAACGCCGAAGUUAUAGAUGAUUUCAAGGAAGAAUUAUUUAUAAAACCACUUCCAAGUGGACAUGUAUAUUUUCACUUUCAGUUUACCACAACAUGGGAGGCAGAUUUUGAAAAUCCCAAAUCAUUUGAACACUAUCGUCUUUUUCCAAAAUCCCUAGGACAUGUAUUGACGACAUAUAAAGUUCAAGAACUUCAUCUGUCUCAAACUCAAGGUCUGUGGAGGCAUGAUAAAUGGGGCUAUCCUGUCAGUAGUGCUCCUCCAGGAGCUGAACUAUGGGUAUGGUUCCAGCCAAGUAUAAAAAGCUUAGAUGAUACUUGGUCCGAGUUGGUCAAUGCUGUUUCUGGACAUUUCUGUACUUCCCUUAAUUUUCUUGAUUCAAAGUCCACAGCGGCACCAAGGUGGUCGUUCAGACCCCAUGGUGUGGCCUCGGAUGGAUACUCCAGCUUUUCAAAGUUUAUUAGAUAUGGAGCUCUACCCAGAGAAAUAGUUUGUACAGAGAAUCUGACACCAUGGAAGAAAUUGUUACCUUGUAAUACAAAAGUUGGAUUUGGUACAUUAUUUAAAGCUAUUAAACUAUAUGAUGCUAAUUAUCAUUCCUUGGGUCUAGAUGUUCGUCCAGUUUGUAGGGAUUCUGAUUGUAAACGUACAUCAAUAGAAUUAAGUCAGAGUUUGUCUGUUGUUUUUGAUCCAACCGUCAAAAAUAAUGACCACCAGGAUUGGUCUUUAAAGAAAAUAUUGGGAGAUGUUUUAUCUUCAAGAUGUCCUCUAGCAUCAUCUAGUAAGAUAUUUGUUGAUACAACUAGCAACAUACCGAAAUCAAUCUUCACGCUUUCUCCUGAUCCAGAUAGUGUUGAAACAGUUACACGUGGUGGUGAGAAGAGACAGUAUGCUGUAUAUGAUGUAGGACUUCAAACAGCUGAGGGCCGUGUACUAAAUUUGGGUGCUAAAUACGAUAAUCCUGUACAAUAUAAUGACAUCAUACCUCCACCGAUAUACGCUCAAAGAUAUAUAACAGGUUAUGGUUUAGAACAAGGUGGUGUAACAUGUGUAAUAUAUAAUAAUCUAGAUACGAAUCUAACAGUUAUAUAUAUGGAGACGUUACCAUGGUUUACCAGGUUAUACUUUAAAUCAUUAACUAUUGUCAACCAGAAUAAACAAGUACAUCCAUAUAAAGUUCACUACAUACCCGGUAAAGACAGAAGUCGAUCAUAUCAUUUAGAAUUAGUAUUCAGACUGAGAGCUAACUCGGUUACUAAAAUCAGUUAUAAGUUUGAGAGGGCGUUUUUAAAAUGGACUGAAUAUCCUCCGGAUGCUAAUCAUGGUUUUUAUAUAAAUUCUGCUGUUAUAUCAACUGUUUUACCUACAGCUUGUAAUUAUACAUCUACACCUCAAUCUUCAUCUUGCAUAGAAAGCAGUUUCCAAGAUAAAUCUGAAAACUUUUUUCUAAGAAUUCAUACCGAAACACUGUUGGUAUCACUACCUACCCCAGAUUUUAGUAUGCCAUAUAAUGUAAUCUGUUUAGCAUGUACAGUAGUAGCCAUUGCUUUCGGUUCCAUCCACAAUUUAACAACUAGAAGAUUUAUAAAAUUAGAUCCGUCCAAGAAAAAGGGAUUAUUAGCAAAAAUUAAGGCCAUUUUUAUAAAAGAGAAGAACACCAAAAGUGAUGAAGUUAGUGAAAAAGAAACUGACAAAGAAAAUGAAACAGAAAAGGAUGAAUGAAGAUGAACUAUUGAGAAAAUACAAUCUGAUUAAAACACAGAUCCUAUUUCGUUUCGUUUUUAUAGUUCAAAAUUUCGUUUUACUUGUCUUUUACUACACUAGGAUCUGGAAGUGUUGAUAUCAUUGACGUGUUCUGGAUGGUGUGAGGGAUUAGCCAAUGAAACGGUCUGUGACGGCGAGCUUUAGGCGUGUUUUUCACGGAACUGUGGGUAAUCCACUAGUAACAUCAAUGCUGAUUGGUUAAUCAAAUGUCUGACGUCAUAGGGUCAAAAGCCACUCAUAUGACCUCUGACGCGACCUAUCGCUACAACCGGUCAGAUCUUCAUGUAGUGUUGGCCAUCGAAAGUAUAAAAAAACGGAACGAAAUAUAGAUCUGUAUUUUAAUCAGACUGGAGAAAAAUUGACAAGGAAGAUGAAAAAGAAAAGGAUGAAUGAAUGAAUGAACAUUUUGGUGCAAGGCAUCUUUGAUUUCAAGGGGUGGGGGUGGGGAGGUUAAUGCUUUAGACCAUAAGAUCUGUCAUUGGGUCAAGUGGUGUUGUUUCAAUUCCCUGCUUGUACAUGACAAGUUGUCCAAUCUUGUGUUUUUGUGGGGUUCUCCCUAGUGCUGGGUAUUGCGACUGCAGUCACGAUACGAUACGUAUUGCGAUUCAUAUGCCAUGAUACGAUACGUAUCGCGAUUCAUAACUAGGUCAUAGAUUUAUCAAUAAAACAACAAAUUGAAUAUGUAAUUGUGUGUUUAAUGAAGCUUGAACUUCACCGCAGGUUUAACUGGCCGUCUUCUUAAUCUUAGCAGACGAACUUAGACAGUCGCCCCUAUGGUGUCUUGUCAAGUGAGUGCUGAGAUUGGUUGUAUUACCACAAUAUUUUAGAAUAGUUUUGCAUAUUCUACAAACAACUUUCGUUGUAUCACCUUUUAAAAACCCAAAGUUUUCCCAAACUUUAGAUUUAUAUUUCGCUAGAGGAUUUAUUAUUGUGACUGUGUUUUCCGCCAUUUUGAUUUUUACAAGAGCUACUAUCUAUUAUAUUUACGUUCUAAAUUUAUAAAAUUCUAGAGUAAAAUGUUGUUUUAUGUAUUUAAAUAUGUAUGUUUUAUUAACUAAGCCUUAAAACAAACUUUAAAAUUCGGAAACAAAAUGAAAAGGCGUUAAAAUGUUGUUAAUCUAAACCUACGUAACUAACGGUAAUUACGGUUGUGCGCUAUUUAUAGUAACACACAUGUCAGGGCUACUGGACAUCGUUUGCGAAGUGUCAUUGUUUCAAAUAAAGUUUAGGGUAUAAUUUAAAGUUCAUAAUAUAUUUGAGAAAACACAAAAAAGAAUCGUGAAAAAUCGAUUCGGCAUCCCGCGAUUCAAUACAGGUAUCGUGAGACUUGAAUCGCGAUACAUCGAUUCAACAAUUCAACGAUAUAUCGUGCCAGCACUAGUUCUCCCACUGCAUAUAUGUAUAAAGACCCCUAUGAUUAAGCAAGUGAUUAAAUAAAAUUGAAUCUUAUGUUAGUCCCAAAAUUCCCUAGUUUGUGUCGAGUGGACGCUGACCAUUUCUCCCUCUUUCUCUUUUAUUUCUGUGAGUGCAGAAUCUGGUUACUCUAAGAAGAUAAAACUAAUUUUGCUUUCAACAGUUCACACUUAAGAAAAAAAAAACAUCAGUAGCGUAAGAUGUUCAUAUAUUCUUCAUGACAUUAAUUGUGAUAACACAAAGGGAAUUCAUUUAUUUCAUAAUUCACUUUGUAUGUUGUUCAUAUAUGUAAAAAAAUUUAAAAUAGAACAAAAUUUAUGAUCGAUCGAACUUUCUUAAUACAUUUUAUUAUUGUGUGUAGUUGUAUAUAAUCGUAUGUGUUAUUUAUAGUAGAUUCACAUAUUUAUCAUCUGUAUAUAAUUCACAUCAUUUUAUAAGAAUCGUAGCUUAAAGGUCACCAGAAAAGCUUCAUAAAUAUUUUAAAUAAUGCAAGGAAUUAUCUCAACAUAUCCUUUCCAUAGGUAUAACACGAUCCUGAAAUAUCAAUGUUACCUGCCACAGGUAAAUUUCAACGUUGGCGAUUUCCGCCGUUUUUCGUGAGUACUCGUAACUCUCCGCCAAAAAACAAGACUAGAAUAUGAACGGAAGGACUAAAAUGAUGUUACUGCUGUUUUAUUGGUGGAAAGUUACGACUACUCAUGGUGUAAAUGGCUAACUUUGAAAUUUACCUGUUGCAGGUAACAUUGACAUCCAGGAUCGUGUUAUUCUUAUGGAAAGGAUAUAUUGACAUAAUUACUUGCAUUAUUUAAUAAAAAUUAUGAAGAUUUUCCAGUGAUCUUUAAUUUGAAUGUAUAUCAUUUUUCUAAUUCCUUGGAAUAUUUACUUAUAUUGCAAUUUUUGAAGUAUUUUUUUUACACUGAACACCAAUUUCUUUGAAAAAACUUUAUUCAGUAUAAAAAUUUGUAGGUAAUCGAAGCAUUAAAUUUAUUUGGCUUCUAAUAUUUUUCUGAAGUUCAGAAACACUUUGUGUGAAUUUCAAGCCAAUCAGAUUAUAACUUUUGCCUCUGCAAGAUUUUUCUAAUGUUCAAGGGACAUAACUCCAUCAUUCAAAAUCAAUAGAACAUAAACAUUGCUUAUAAUUUUCAUGUUAAUUGGAUAACUUGCUUGUGGACAACAGAGAGGAGGGGCCAAUAUACAACCCCAUUUUAAUGUGAGCAUAUAAAAGGUAUUACACAGAACUAUGCACAUUCCAUGUAUGUUUUUAUUUGUAUUUAAAGAAACAUAACAAGUAGUCUAUUUAAAACAUUGUAUUUUCAAAUACAGCAUAAUGUGGAGAAGGCUAGCUCGGAGACGGUCCUGCAUAUUUUAGCACAUAUGACGUCAUAUGUGGAUUGUGGGUUAGGACCUACAGAUUUCGUAAGUCUUGAGAUGUAAACACGACUAGUGCUAACCCUAACCCUGGAUCAAGCCUAACCCUUACUCUAACGCACAGUCCACAUGUGCAGGAGAGUCUCUGAUUAAUGUGUUUUUGUAAUGCUUACUCCUAGGAUACCUGCAAUACCACUUCUGACGAGAAUUUUAUGUAUUUGAGAAUACAUGUAUUAAGAAAAUCCUAUUAUAUUUUCCAGAUUCUAUUCUUAAUGUACAUAUACGAUAAAUAAAAAUAAUGCACUUAC
This is a messenger RNA of Patella vulgata (common limpet), 4929 nucleotides long. RefSeq names its product GPI transamidase component PIG-T. The transcript has 10 exons. Gene Ontology annotation, biological process: attachment of GPI anchor to protein. NCBI's taxonomy places the organism in Eukaryota, Metazoa, Mollusca, Gastropoda, Patellidae. Bases 8 to 1798 code for a protein of 596 amino acids. Gene Ontology annotation, cellular component: GPI-anchor transamidase complex. The record is from RefSeq and is a predicted model, not a curated record.